AUGGCAGGUGGAAGCAGUGGAACGACGAGGGAGCUUGAUCAGACACCCACAUGGGCCGUGGCGAGUGUCUGUGCAGUCAUCAUCCUAAUUUCCAUUGCCUUGGAGAAGAUUCUUCACAAAGUUGGACAUUUGUUAACAGAAAGGCACAAGAGAGCUCUAUUUGAGGCUUUGGAGAAGGUUAAAGCUGAGUUGAUGAUUCUGGGUUUUAUUUCACUACUACUGACAUUUAGUCAGUAUUACAUCGCCAAAAUUUGUAUUCCGGUUAAAGUUGCUGACUCUAUGUUACCAUGUCCUGCGCAUGACAAAGCUGCCGCCAAAGAAGAGGCCAAAGAAGAGGAAAAUCGCCGGAGGCUUUUGUGGUAUGAGCAUAGAUUAUUAGCCGCUGGUGAAGACCCUUCUGGUUGCAAAGAGAAGGAGGGGGCUUUGAGGAGACAAGACAUAAAGGGCAGUGGCCAAAGAGCUUGCAUUUGUCGCACUUCUGAGGGGAAAGUGCCACUUAUAACUGUUGAUGGACUGCAUCAGUUACACAUCCUCAUAUUCUUCUUAGCUGUCUUUCAUGUGGUAUACAGUGCUGUUACUAUGGCGCUUGGGAGACUAAAGAUUCGUGGCUGGAAGCAGUGGGAGAAGGAGGUUUCGUCCCAUGACUAUGAGUUUUCCAAUGAUCCUUCAAGAUUCAGGCUUACGCAUGAGACAUCGUUUGUGCGCGCACAUACUAGUUUUUGGACCAAGAUACCAUUCUUCUUUUACAUUGGAUGCUUCUUUCGACAAUUUUUCAGGUCUGUUAGUAGAUCUGACUACUUGACCUUGCGGAAUGGAUUCAUCUCUGUCCAUUUGGCCCCUGGAAGUAAAUUUAACUUCCAAAAAUAUAUCAAGAGGUCAUUAGAGGAUGACUUCAAGACAGUUGUGGGGGUCAGUCCGGUGUUAUGGGCAUCGUUUGUGGUUUUCUUGCUUCUAAAUGUUAGUGGGUGGCGGGCAUUGUUUUGGGCAUCCUUAAUUCCUCCGACUAUAAUCUUAGCUGUUGGAACAAAGCUUCAAGCUGUUUUGACGAGGAUGGCUCUUGACAUCACAGAAAGACAUGCAGUGGUCCAAGGAAUGCCUCUUGUGCAAGGCUCAGACAAAUACUUUUGGUUUGGUCAGCCUCAGUUAGUUCUUCAUCUUAUCCACUUUGCACUAUUUCAGAAUGCAUUCCAACUAACAUACUUUUUGUGGAUAUGGUAUGAGUUUGGGCUGAAAUCUUGCUUCCAUGAUAAUUUCAACCUUGUAAUUGCGAAAAUUGCUCUAGGGGGAGGAGUCCUAUUUUUAUGCAGCUACAUUACACUACCACUGUAUUCCCUUAUAGCCCAGAUGGGUUCACACAUGAAGAAAUCUAUCUUUGAUGAACAAACAUCCAAGGCCCUUAAGAAGUGGCGUAUGGCUGUGAAGAAGAAAAAAGGAGGAAGGGCAGGAAAGUCCCCUACUCGAACUCUGGGUAAAGGAAGCCCUGAUGUUUCUUUGACUUCAACUGUGAACUCCUCUGGAGCUACACUUCAUCGCUUCAAGACCACUGGUCACUCAACUCGUUCGUAUACCUAUGAGGACCAUGAAACAUCUGAUUUUGAAGCAGAUCCAUCAUCUCCCAUAUCAUCAACAACCAGUUUGAUGAUACGAGUUGAUCAUGAUGAUUCAGAGACUGAGACAAGUGUACCCCAUCCUGGGGGAGAAACCAGGAAUGAAGAGGACUUCUCAUUUGUGAAGCUUGCUCCACUGAAGUGAGGAUGAUAGUGGUAAUGAAUGUAAAGUAGGCUGUGAUUGUACGAUUCCCACUCCCCUUUUCCAAUGUAUUACGAGGAAAUUGCAUAAUUAUUGUCAUGCUGUUUGGUUAAAUGUAACUGUGUAUCUCUUAGAUUUGGCCUCCUUUUCAUUGAUUGAAGUUUUUAAGUCCA
This is a messenger RNA of Ilex paraguariensis (yerba mate), 1922 nucleotides long. NCBI's taxonomy places the organism in Eukaryota, Viridiplantae, Streptophyta, Magnoliopsida, Aquifoliales, Aquifoliaceae. The record is from the annotation of a GenBank genome assembly.